This is a messenger RNA of Arabis nemorensis, 618 nucleotides long. NCBI's taxonomy places the organism in Eukaryota, Viridiplantae, Streptophyta, Magnoliopsida, Brassicales, Brassicaceae. The record is from the annotation of a GenBank genome assembly.
AUGGCAGCUCAAGCCGCCGGAAUCUUCAGCCCCGCCGUAACAAACGCCGCUUCUGCCGUGAAGAAACCCAACCUCUUCUCAACAACCCACCGUCCAAAAUCUCUCUCCUUCACCAAAACCGCAAUCCGCGCCGAGAAAACAGAAUCCUCUUCUUCUUCCGCCGCCGUGAAAGAAGAAGCUCCGGUUGGAUUCACUCCACCGCAGCUAGAUCCAAACACACCGUCACCGAUCUUCGCCGGAAGCACCGGAGGUCUUCUCCGUAAAGCUCAAGUGGAAGAAUUCUACGUCAUUACAUGGAACUCACCCAAAGAACAAAUCUUUGAGAUGCCAACAGGAGGAGCUGCAAUAAUGAGAGAAGGACCAAACUUGUUGAAACUAGCGAGGAAAGAACAGUGUUUGGCUUUAGGUACGAGGUUGAGAUCAAAGUACAAGAUCAAUUACCAGUUUUACAGAAUGUUUCCUAAUGGAGAGGUUCAGUAUCUUCACCCAAAAGAUGGAGUUUAUCCAGAGAAAGCAAAUCCAGGAAGAGAAGGUGUUGGACUAAACAUGAGAUCUAUUGGGAAAAAUGUUAGUCCCAUUGAGGUUAAAUUCACUGGGAAACAAUCUUAUGAUUUGUAG